AUGCGUCAUCACAGAUAUAGCGGUAAAAAACCUAGUGAAUCAAAGAGCAGUAAAAACAAAGAUAAACAACAGAACAGUCAAGCAUAGAAAAGCAAUUAGAAAAAGCAAUCACAGGAUAACAAACAGAAUGAUAAGAAUGAUAAGCAGUCAAGAAACAAUAGUCCUAAAAAGGGUAGCUAGAGGAAUUCAAUUGUGAAUGUAAAGAAAAAUAGAUUUAAAGUGUUCAUAUAGGCACAGAUAGUCAGUAAUAGAAAACACCACACGGACAUCCCCAUGAUAUUGAUGAUUGUGAAGAUUUUUAUGGAAGGUACUUUUGUUUAAAUUUAUGGCAAUUUCCUAUGUAGAUUUUGGAAUCCGCUUGUAUCUUUCAUGAAAAGAUUCGGAUUACGAACUAAAGUUAGCCCAAAACUAAAAUUCUUGACUAUGUACUAAUGGAGAGAAAUGAAUAGGAAUAAGUUUUAGCUUGGACUCUCAUUCUGCUCCAUUUUCGUUAUUGUUUUGUCUACAUUGCUGGUAUCAUCGAGUAUAGAAAAGACUCCGGUUGCAUUCUUCAAUUUUGCACAAACUAACCACGGAGAAAUUGACGCUAUUAUUACUCCCGGCCAGUCUGGUCCUAGUCAAGGAACAGAGAAAUAGUAUUUCUUAAAUUAUACGGCUAUUACUGAAGGAUUAUCAAACUUCAAGUAUCAGUUAAGUCCAAGGAAAACCUUUUGCGGUACUGAGAUAAGAAAACACAAUCCUGAAAAUUAAGCCAAUAAUAUGCAGUUACAAUCUCAUAAUGGUUUUGAUUAGCAUAAUAACGAAAAUUUAACAGACACAGAUCUUGCCAAAUAAAAUAUUAUGGAUGAAAGCCUUAGACACUUCACUUGUUUAGCUUUGAUAGACACUGAUAAGGAAAGAUAGAUCAGAAUAGGAAUCAAUUACGAGUUGCCUAAGAUGAAGCGAGGAGAAUGCUAUUUCCAUUAGCAGCAAUUAGAUGAUCUUGGCGCUAAAAUAGGAGAUACUUUAGAGCUAGAUAUAAUGAUUGAAUAGCUUUAUCUUGAGUUCAUCAAGCUGUACAACAAGCAUGCAGAUUAUUAUGCUUUGCCGAAAAUGCAAAAUGUACAAAUGACCUCAAGAACAUAGGUGAAAUGCAAAGUUAUGCAUGCUAUUUAAAAACAGACAUUAAAAUUCAGCAAAUAGUUUGAUAAGAUGACGAGCAUGAUGGAGUAUGAUCAAUUUAUGGGACUUAUACUAGAUAACCUGCCACAAGAAUUGAAGGAUAAUGCUUUAUUCUUGAGAUUCUUAAAGCAGAGAAAAAUUCGUUUAGAGGAUUAUGCUGAUCAUCUAGUAAUGAGUUUGCCUACCCCUAGAAAUAGAUGGUACACAAAAAGAUCCUAUGAUGAGACUCAAUACAUUGUUACUCAUUACUUCAAUAAAUUCAUUGACAGAGUUGGAUUUUAUUCCGUCUCAGUAGAUUGUAAGCUAUUGCUUGAGAUCUCUAAAAUUGCAAGAAAUAAUGUGCUUCUUACACUUCUUUUUGAUUUUGUACUGCUUAUGUUCAUUGUUAUAUCAACCUUACUUAUUCAUUCUCUAAUCAUGAUCAGAAUCGAGACAAGAUCUCUUGAAACUGCAGUAGCAAGAAUGAAUGGUUUGAAUAAGCAUGAUCUUAUCAAGAUGAUGAUUAUAUCAUGUUCAUUCUUUGUGGUGCCUGCAGUAAUUUUAGCUUUCAUUUGCAGCUAUCCAUUACUUGGACUUUUAUAUUCUGCUGUCCUGAAGGAAAAACUCUAAGAUGACUUUUUACCGAUUCCUAGCCGUCAAGCAGUUGGAUUAGCUUUAUUUGUUAGCUUGAUUGUUCCAUUUUUGAGCGCUAUAAUGCCCAUAAAGUAACAAUUAGCCAAAAACCUAGCAGAUGCAUUGAGAUUUGAUAGAAGUAAGGUUUAAUCCCAUUCUUAUUCAGUUGAGGAAAAUUCCAAAGCUGAAAUGAUGCAAAAGACAUGCUUUGGAAUAUUGACUACAGGAUAUGGAUUUAUAGUGUAUUAUUUUAUGCCCUUAGCCAUGAUUUCAGAUGAUUUAGGAAUGCUCUUAAGAAUAUUUUCAUUCUUGCUUUUCUGCUUGGGAGUAGGUCUUUGCUUACUUUCAAUGAACUUAGAGAGAUCACUCGAGACCUUUUUAGUAUGGUCAUUUUUCUGGGAGCCUGAAUCCUUUAAGAGAUUAUUAAAAAAUAAUCUUAGAGCUCAUAUGUCCAGAAACAAACUUACUACCCUAAUAUAUUCCUUUGCUUUCGCUUUCAUAAUGUUUGUGAUGUUCACUGUAAAUACUUAAAUCGACACUCAUCAAAAUCAUGUACAACUUAGAAAUGGGCAGUUUCCAUCUUUUGAGUCUCUAGGCUCUAAAACAGCGAUAGAUGUGGAAAAAAUUGAUGAUGCUCUUAUGAAGCACAAAGAUAUCAUUGAAUCAUUUAGUUAUGUACCUUAUGAUUCAACCUAAUACCCAGGCUCAAACGAUAAGGAAAUAAAGGUGACAGAUGAAUCAAGAUAAAUUGAAUUCGAAGCUAAGUUAUUUGGAAUGAUGCCAAAUUUCUUUAAAACAACAGAGAAGAAGUUUUAUGAAGUCUUCAGAAAUAAUAGUGGACUAGAUAUAACAGAGUAAUUAUACUCUGCCAGAGGAUCACAGGGAGCUAUUGUAGGUACUCUUGUGGGUCAGUUAGCUGGAUAGAAUUCACACAAAAUAGAACAGCUAAAAACAAUAGUUAUUAACAAAUUCCAGCAGAAAUUUAAGCAAUCAAUAAAGAUCAGGCCGAUUAUACAGCUUAAUCAAGGUCCAUUGUUAAAGUUUACAGACAGAUUCCCACUUGAGAAUUUAUACUUUCACUCAGUUUUAAUGUCACUACCUAUGCUUGCUCAUCAUAUAGGUAUUAGAAUUAAAGAUAUUCCAUUUGAAAGACUGAUAGUUAAGCUUAAGAGUGGUAUAGAUAUUAAGGAAGAGUAAAAGAUAUUCAAGGAAAUCAAGAACAAUUUACCUCCACAUGAGUUCAACUAAAUUAAAUUUGAAUCAAUGGAUAGAAGUCAUGCUUAAGUUCUAAAAGAUAUUAUGCAGAAUGUCUUCAAUAUGAUUAUCUUUUUGACACUGGCCCUUAGUUUCUUGUCAUUAAGCUCUUCAAUGACAUCAAAUAUCUACGAGUAAUCAAAAGAAAUCGGUACUCUCAGAGCGAUGGGACUGAAAUAGAGCAGGCUUAUCUAACUUUAUGUGUAUGAAUCAUACAUACUGGCAGUUUCGAGUUCACUCCUUGGAGUAAUGAUAGGGUUUACAAUGAGUUACACGCUGAACUGUCAGUUCAAGAUACUGACGGGUAUCCCUACUGCUUCUUACUAUCCAACCUACUAAGUUUUAAUUAUAGCCCUCUCAUCAACCGUUUGCGCCAUUAUUAGUACAUACCGCCCUGUAAAGAAAAUGACGGAUCUGGAAAUUUCCGAUAUACUAAGAAUGGCAUGA
Stylonychia lemnae is the source of this 3474-nucleotide messenger RNA. NCBI's taxonomy places the organism in Eukaryota, Ciliophora, Spirotrichea, Sporadotrichida, Oxytrichidae. The record is from the annotation of a GenBank genome assembly.